Molecule: messenger RNA, 3755 nt
Organism: Phascolarctos cinereus (koala)
Lineage: Eukaryota; Metazoa; Chordata; Mammalia; Diprotodontia; Phascolarctidae
Gene: SEMA6C
Product: semaphorin 6C
Biological process (GO): axon guidance; neural crest cell migration; positive regulation of cell migration
Cellular component (GO): plasma membrane
Molecular function (GO): chemorepellent activity; semaphorin receptor binding
Source: RefSeq, a predicted model, not a curated record
GGGCAGAGACCCAAGUCCAUGUUAAAUAUCAACAAAAAAGACAAGCUGCCAGGACCCUGCUAGGGAACCGGGGGGCUUUCCCCUUCUCUUAACCAAGAGUCUACCUUUCCUACCAGCUGUAGCUGGGUCUCUGUCUCCUCAUGUGAGCCCUCACAUUCUUGCAUCUUUGAGGUUCUGUUCUAGAGACUCUGAAUCUCCAAAGGAUGUGGCUGUGACCGCAGGGAGGAGCAGCCGCACCCUCUCCCACUCCUCACAGUGGGAGUCUGGAAGGGUCAGACAGGCUUGACAUAUGGGUGAGAGGGUGCCACCUAGGGCCUGAGCCGGCCUGCCCAGGAUGCCCCGUGGCCCUCCUUUCACGUCCUGGUUGCUCCUGCUGCUGCUGCUGCUGCUGCUCUCCUCAACUCCUCACAGCCAAGCCACCUUCCCCCAGGAUCCCCUCCCUCUAGUGACUUCUGACCUCCAAGGUGUAUCACCAUUAUCCUGGUUCCGGGGUGUAGAAGAUGAUGCUGUGGCUGGAGAACUGGGUCUGGACUUUCAGAGAUUCUUGAUCCUGAACCGGACAUUGCUGGUAGCUGCCCGGGAUCAUGUUUUCUCCUUUGAUCUUCAAGCUCAAGACUGGGAAGGGCUGGUACCAGACAAGUAUCUGACAUGGAGAAGUCAGGAUGUGGAGAACUGUGCUGUUCGAGGGAAGCUGAGGGACGAGUGCUACAACUACAUCCGCGUCCUCAUUCCCCGGGACUCCCGGACCCUCCUUGCCUGCGGGACAAAUUCAUUCAGCCCCACGUGCCGCAGCUAUGGGCUCUCUUCCCUGCAACAGGAGGGUGAGGAGCUGAGUGGGCAAGCUCGAUGCCCCUUUGAUGCCACACAGUCCAGCGUCGCCAUCUUUGCAGAGGGUAGCCUUUAUUCAGCCACGGCUGCAGAUUUCCAGGCCAGCGAUGCUGUUGUUUAUAGAAGUCUUGGCCCUCAGCCCCCUCUCCGCUCAGCCAAGUACGACUCCAAGUGGCUUCGAGAGCCACACUUUGUCCAUGCUGUGGAGCACAGAGACCAUGUUUACUUCUUUUUCCGAGAAGUCUCUGUGGAGGAUGCUCGGCUGGGACGGGUACAGUUCUCUCGUGUAGCACGUGUGUGUAAACAUGACGUAGGUGGCUCCGCCCGGGCCUUGGACCGUCACUGGACAUCUUUUCUAAAGCUUCGGCUCAACUGCUCUGUCCCUGGAGAUUCGGCUUUCUACUUUGAUGUACUGCAGGCCCUGACUGGUCCUGUUCCUCUGCAUGGACGUCCUGCUCUAUUUGGGGUCUUCACCACCCAGACCAACAGCAUCCCUGGUUCUGCUGUCUGUGCCUUCUAUCUGGAUGACAUUGAACAUGGGUUUGAGGGCAAGUUCAAGGAGCAGAAGAGCCCAGAUGGGGCCUGGACCCCUGUGCCUGAGGACAGGGUCCCCUCACCCAGGCCAGGGUCCUGUGCAGGGGUGGGUAGAGCUGCUUCAUUUCCUUCUUCCCGGGACCUCCCUGAUGAAGUCCUGACUUUCAUCAAGGCUCACCCACUGCUGGAUUCCGCUGUGCCACCUGCCACCCAUCGGCCCCUUCUCACCCGUACUGGCAGAGCCUUGCUGACCCAGGUGGCUGUGGAUGGAGCAGCUGGUCGCCACGGCAAUACCACUGUCCUCUUCUUGGGUACGGAGGAUGGGACAAUACUGAAGGUGCUCCCCCCAGGAGGGGGGUAUGGUAACGCCGAGCCCAUCUUGUUGGAGGAGAUCGACACCUAUAGCUCUUCCCGGUGUGGCGGUAAGCGAUCAGCACAGUUAGCCCGCCGGGUUCUUGGACUGGUGCUGGAUCCUGACGGGCACAGGCUCUUUGUGGCCUUUUCAGGCUGUGUUGUCUACCUGCCUCUCAGUCGAUGUACCCGGCAUGGGGCUUGUCAAAGAAGCUGUCUUGACUCCCAGGACCCAUACUGUGGGUGGGGAAGCUUCCAAGGCUGCAUGGAUGUCAGGGGACCCGCUUGGACUGACCUGCAGCUGGAUGGGGCCAGGGAAAUGAUGAAGGAGAGAGACUGCCACGAUGGGGCCACUGGGAGUCAUUCAGGGCCAGGAGAUUCUGCCUAUGAGCCUCUGGGUCCCAGCCCUCCCCCUGAGGCCCCCAGUCCCCCCAAUGAUGCCCACCCCUGGUCCCCGCCCUCCACUCUUCGGGCUCACAUAGAGGGUAAGGCAGGUGUUCGCCGAGAUCCUCCCCAGGCCUCAUCUCCUCACACGGUCCCCGUGCCGCUCCUCCUGGCCAGUGUGGCUGCAGCCUUUGCCCUGGGUGCCUCCAUCUCUGGCUUCCUGGUCUCCUGUGCCUGUCGUCAUGCCUAUCGACACACUCACAGGGGAAACAAGGACGUGGAGACCCCCGGACUCCCCCGGCCCCUCUCUCUGCGAAGCUUGGCCAGGCUCCAUGGUGGGGGUCCUGACCCACCACCCCCAGCCAAGGAUGGGGACUCACCCUCAGUGCCCCAGCUCUAUACCACAUUCCUACCACCCACUGAGGGCAUGCCUGCCCCAGAGCUGGCCUGCCUGCCCACCCCUGAGUCCACCCCAGAGCUUCCAGUCAAGCAGCUCCAACCAGUCCAGGGGCCUUGGGAGUGGAACCAUAAUGGGAACAAUGCCAAGGACAGCUCUGCCCACUCCCGGAGUGGCUCUGGACCUGCCCCGAGGGUGCUGGUGAGGCCACCCCCUCCUGGCUGCCCUGGCCAGGCUGUAGAAGUGACCACCUUAGAGGAACUGCUUCGAUAUCUCCAUGCUCCCCAGCCUCCUAGGAAGGGGACAGAGCUUCUGUCCCCAAAUAAUCCCUGUACCCCUCUCCCCUUGGCUACCCGGGCGCAGCCCCGAGUUCCCCCACCAGAGCCGGCCCAUGGCCUCUUUUCUGGCGCCUCUCCACUCCCACGAGACUGUACCCCUCCACUCCGGCUGGAUGUUCCCCCGGAUGGGAAAUGCCCACCUCCGUCCCGCCCCCCACUCUCUGCCCCUGCUCCUCGACUUGGGAUUGGAGGCACCCGGAGCAUAUCCCCUUCACCACACCGGGGACCCCCGGGCCUGCUGACUCGAGUCCCCUCAGUAGGAACCUCAAGAUAUUCUGGGGUUCACGGAAGGUACCCUCUGUACCUUGGUCGGCCUGAGGGAUACAGGGGACGUGCCCUGAAGAGGGUUGAUGUGGAAAAGCCACAGCUGCCCCCAAAGGCUCCCCUCCUUGUGACCUCCCCCUCUCAGGCCGCCCCUCCUGGUGGCCAUUUUAACUAUUGAAGGUAACUACCCUGCCUAGAAAGGGUGUGGCAAUGAAGACUCUAGAGGGACAAAUAACUCACUAAUCACAUUGCCUGCUUACAUCCUUCCUGGACUCCGGACCUCUCCUCUCUGUACUUACUGCCCAUCUUGGGCUUAUUUAUUGACUCUCAUCGUAGUCUCUCUCUGUUGCCCCUAGACUCCAGGGGUUUGGGUAGUGGGGGGGGGCCUUACCUCUCCCUCCCACCACUGUGAGCCAGCCCUACUCAGUGGGAGCUGGCUGGGGCUCCCACCCUUAUCUCCUCCAGCCAAGCUGCCUUAGCCCUUCCCCUCCCAGCUUCCUCCGUAGUCUGGAAGCCCCAGACUGGGGAUGUCCACGAUUGGGGGUUGGGGUAGGGUAUGUAUGUAUAGUGUACAGAGUUCUUGGGGCUGCCCCGAGACAUCAUCGCCUCCUACCGUGUAGGAGCCUUCCCUCACCCCAAUACAACGAUGUGCCCCCAGA